UAUGCAACAUAACCUAUCACUUUUCUCAAUGAUAAACAAUAUAAUAAAAUAAUUCAUGUAUAUAGAAAUAAAUAAAAAAUGGAAAAUUUAAAAAAAGAAUAUAAAUUAGAACCUGAAUCUGAAUUACGUUUUGAAAUCGAAUCAAGAAAUAAAAAAGUGACUUUAGAGUUAAAAUCAGGUGCAGCUGAAUUAUUUGGCACUGAAUUGAUAGUAAAUAAAAAAUAUGAAUUUUCUGCAACAAAUAUUGCUGUUAUAACAUGGCAAGGUUGCAUAAUUGAAUUAGAAGGAGAUCCAGAUAUUGUUUAUAUAACAAAAGAAAGUCCAAUGUUAAUUUAUUUAAAUUGUCAUACAAUUUUAGAACAAUUACGUGAAUUAGCGGAGGAAAAAAAUGAAAAAGGUCCUGUAACAAUGAUUGUUGGUCCUUGUGAUGUGGGAAAAUCGACAUUAAGUAAAAUACUUGUCAAUUAUUCAUUGAGAUUAAAUAGAAAUCCAAUUUAUGUUAAUUUAGAUGUAGGUCAAACAGAAUUUGGCCUACCAGGAACAUUAGGCGUUGUAAUGCCAAAAAAAAAUUCAUCAACUAUUGAAACAAAUUUUAAUAAUGAAGCACCAAUUAUUUUUCACUUUGGUUACAGUUCACCAUUAUGUAAUCAAAGUUUUUAUAAAUUAUUAACAACAAGAGUAGCUGAAGUUUGUGAUGAGCGUGUAAAAUUAAAUUCGGCGGAAAAAUAUUCGGGAAUUAUUAUUAAUACUUGUGGUUGGACAAAGGGAGAUGGUUAUAGAUAUUUAAUUCAUGCUGCCUAUGCUUUUGAAGUUGAUGCAAUAAUUGUAAUGGAUCAACAACAACUUUAUAAUGAUUUAAUUCGUGAUAUGCCAAAAUUUGUCAAGGUGGUUCUUUUGCCAAAAAGUAGCGGCGUAGUUAAAAGAAAUGAAACACAAAGAGCCGAAAGUAGAAAUAAUUUAAUUUACAAUUAUUUCUACGGUAUUCCAAAAUUAAUUUCUUUUAAAAUAGAUUUAAAAUUUGAAAAUAUUUCCAUUUUUAGAAUUAAUAUUUCAUCGGGUUUUUCGUCAGUUGCAAAAAAAUUACCAGACACAACAUUAAUGCCAAUUAAACCAAUUCCAAGUAUGAAAAAUUGUUUACUUUCUGUUUCUCUAGGAAAAUUAAAUCAAAAUGAUAUUGUUCAAUCGAAUAUUGCCGGAUUUUUACACGUGCAAGAAGUAAAUAUGCAAGAAAAAAUAAUUACAGUAUUAAGUCCACAGGCGCAAUUAAAGAAAGACUUAAUUUUAUUACUCUCAGAAGUUAGAUAUUGGAAUGAUAAUGAUUAGAAUUUAUUUAUGUAUAUGUAUAUAAUUUUUAUAUAAAAGCUGUUUUUUAAAAAUUCA
Messenger RNA from Leptopilina boulardi, 1380 nucleotides. RefSeq names its product protein CLP1 homolog. Gene Ontology annotation, cellular component: nucleus. The coding region runs from base 79 to 1323 and encodes 414 amino acids. The record is from RefSeq and is a predicted model, not a curated record. Gene Ontology annotation, biological process: tRNA splicing, via endonucleolytic cleavage and ligation. Gene Ontology annotation, molecular function: polynucleotide 5'-hydroxyl-kinase activity. Lineage: Eukaryota; Metazoa; Arthropoda; Insecta; Hymenoptera; Figitidae. The transcript is spliced from 4 exons.